AUGAAAUUCUUCACGGUAUUAUUCUUCAUCGCUUUCGCGGUCGUCCUAGUUAAUGGACAACGAGGAUUUGGACGACGUGGACAUGGUGGUCCUGGUGGACGAGGUGGAAGAAGCGGUGGGGGACCUGGAGGAUUUGGAGGUUUUGCAAGAGGACAUCAAGGACAUGGCGGACAAGGUGGACGAGGUGUAGGCGGUCCCGGAAGAUUUGGCGGUCCAGGUGGAGCUGGCGGACGUCCACCAUUUGGUGGUGCUGGAGGCAAACCUCAUGGUCCUCAUGGUCCUCAUGGUCCUCAUGGUCCUCGCCCAUGCCAACCAUGGCCUCAACCAUCAUCUUCAUCUGUUGCACCUGAAUCUUCAUCUGCUGCAGCUGAAUCUUCAUCUGUUGCACCUGAAUCUUCAUCUGCUGCACCUGAAUCUUCAUCUGCUGCACCCGAAUCUUCAUCUGUUGCAGCUGAAUCUUCAUCUGCUGCACCUGAAUCUUCUUCUGCUGCACCCGAAUCUUCUUCUGCUGCACCGGAAUCUUCUUCUGCUGCACCUGAAUCUUCAUCUGUUGCAGCUGAAUCUUCUUCUGUUGCAGCUGAAUCUUCAUCUGUUGCAGCUGAAUCUUCAUCUGCUGCAGCUGAAUCUUCUUCUGCUGCACCGGAAUCUUCAUCUGUUGCAGCUGAAUCUUCAUCUGUCUCUGCAUAGAGUUCUGUUGGGAGCGUCAGUUUUUAUAAAUAAAAAUUAUUUUAUC
Bactrocera tryoni is the source of this 733-nucleotide messenger RNA. RefSeq names its product spidroin-2-like. The record is from RefSeq and is a predicted model, not a curated record. NCBI's taxonomy places the organism in Eukaryota, Metazoa, Arthropoda, Insecta, Diptera, Tephritidae. The transcript is spliced from 2 exons. The coding region runs from base 1 to 687 and encodes 228 amino acids.